CGCUGCCACUGCAGCCCAGGCGAUCGCGGGGUGGGCCUAGUGGCUCUCAAAACAGCGGCAGCGAGACGCGGCGGCCUCUUUGCCCGAUCUGAAUCGGAAGCCAUGGCGCUCUGGUGUCGGCCUCGCUGUUGCUGUUGCUCAUGCGCCGCUUCGUCCCGGACGGCGAGACUCUUGAGCAGCUUGCGAAGCUGCGGCUUGGACAGCAGUGGUGGCGGCGGUGGCACCAACAAACAGCCCGGCGAUGAACUGGCGGCGCUGCCAGCAUUGAAGACGGCCAAAUCUAGUUUUUUAGGGGAAAGACUGUGUCUAUUUUUUCCAAAAAUGUAUAGUAUAUGUUGGCGUUUUGCUAGAUUUCAACAUACAACAGUGCAAACUCAUUGCUUUGGUAAAACGGUCAGCGAUGAACAAUACAAAGAUCCUUUUAAACUUGGAGGAAAAGACUUGAAAAAUUUCUAUGAGGAUAUUAAAAAGGAAUUACGGGUUUCUACUACAGAACUUAAAGAAAUGUGUGACUACUACUUUGAUGGUAAAGGGAAGGCCUUUCGACCAAUUAUUGUGGCACUAAUGGCCAGAGCAUGCAAUUUUCAUCAUAAUAAUUCUGGAGAAGUGAAGGCAAACCAACGCUCCAUAGCAUUAAUUGCAGAAAUGAUCCAUACCGCUACGCUAGUUCAUGAUGAUGUAAUUGAUGAUGCUAAUUCACGAAGAGGAAAGGUUACUGUUAAUCAAAUCUGGGGGGAAAGGAAGGCAGUCUUAGCUGGUGAUUUUAUCCUUUCUACAGCAUCUUUAGUUUUAGCACGUAUUGGCAACACAACUGUCCUUUCUCUAAUAACGCAAGUGAUUGAAGAUCUGGUGCGUGGUGAAUUUCUCCAGCUGGGUUCCAAAGAAAACGAAAAUGAGAGAUUUUCUCACUACCUCGAAAAAACUUUUAAGAAGACUGCAAGUCUUAUAGCACACAGCUGUAAAGCAGUUUCUGUACUCAGCUGUCCUGAUCCAAAAGUUCAUGAAAUUGCAUAUCUAUAUGGAAAAAACCUUGGGAUAGCAUUUCAGCUGGUAGAUGAUGUGCUGGAUUUCACAUCGUGUUCCGAACAGCUAGGAAAGCCUGCAUCAGCGGACCUUAAACUUGGAAUAGCCACUGGACCCGUCUUAUUUGCUUGCCAGCAGUUCCCAGAAAUUAAUGCCAUGAUAAUGAGGCGAUUCACUUACCCAGGUGAUGUCCAACGUGCCCAGGAAUUUGUACUACAGAGUGGUGGCAUACAGCAAACAAACUACCUCGCACAGCGCUAUUGUCAUGAGGCAGUGAAGGAAAUUAGCAAGCUCCGACCAUCCCCGGAAAGAGAUGCCCUUAUGCAGCUGGCGGAGAUUGUCUUGUCUCGAGACAAAUAAUCAUCUUCUUCCUGGUGAUUCUGGCAGCUAUUUUACCAGACUGUGCCUAAACUGUUUCAGAACAUCUUGGCUUGCUUCUGGUGGAGUUCCCAUUUUUUUAAAAAAAGUUUUCCUAGUUAAGUAACUAGGCUUAUGAAAUGCUUUUAUUGAAGAAAGCCUUAUGCAUCAGUGAAACACAAUCAGUCUGUUAAAUUGGUAGCAACACGUGGUAUCUAUGCUUUUAAUGAAGAAGUUUCUUGUUUUAUCUGGGAAUUUGUUUACACUGUUCACUAUAUUGACGCUGAAGGCCACAAACAAUAAAAUACAAUCAGUGUAUUAAAUUAUUUCUGCAGUUCCUCAUGUGUGCUGGGAGUAUAACCAACUCCUCGAAUAAUUAAAUUGCCUGUUAGAAUUUCAAAGUACCCAGAAAAUUAAAGAAUGGUUUAUUAUAAAAGACUGUACAUACUUGUUAUAAUUAAAACAGGUUAUAUACAAAUCAAGAAGUGUUCCAAUUUAUAAAGGGAAUACAAAUAUGUUUCAUGAGUUGCUGUUUGAUGUCAGAAAUAACAUGUUAACAAUCAGGAAAAGGCAAAUAAAGCAAUUAGGUUCAUUUAAGGAACAAUAAGGCAAGGGAUUCUUCAGUAUUGAAUGUUGAUAGAUAAUAUUAUUGUUCUUGUAUUUAAUACACUUGCUUUUUUCAUCAUUUAAUGCCCAUUAGGGCAGUGAUUAAGCCCAAAUAAAUCUUUACUACACAAAGCAACAAAUCCCUUUGUAAUUUAAUUUGUGUACUAUCCAAAACCAGAAAUGUGACCUGACCUUGUGCUCAAACUGGAGAUGUUCUACUGCAUGCUUAAAGCCAAACAGGUUGCAUGACAAUCUAUGUCUUUUUCAGUAUAAGCUGUUCUUGCUCUUUUAGUGGAAUGCCUGACUAGAAACAGCAUUGCUAUGGAAAUAUAUCCCUGUGAAGCCCAUAAGAGCUGUAUUCCUAGAUAGGUGCUGCUUAAAUAUAGUGAUGUCGGGGGGG
Notechis scutatus (mainland tiger snake) is the source of this 2386-nucleotide messenger RNA. Lineage: Eukaryota; Metazoa; Chordata; Lepidosauria; Squamata; Elapidae. The record is from RefSeq and is a predicted model, not a curated record.